AAUGAGUUCACCUUUGUCAACACUGAAGAAAAUGAAGCGCACCCCUCUUCAGCAGUGGGAAAAAACUGAUAACCAACCCAGGAGGAACCCGUUGAGAGAGCUCCAUGCAGCACCUGCUCGUGGUUCCUCUAUUUCUGACCCGAAUCCUCUGGUGACCUGCAGCACUAAUCAUGAAACCAAAAUGACACAGAAGAAAGGCAGCCCAAGCAGCCCUGAACUCCCCUCCACUGUGCUGCAGCAGAUAUCCAGUUUGGAGCAGAGAGUCAGAGCCCAAGCAGAAGAAAUUUAUCAGAAGGAUAAAAGGAUUUUCGCAUUAGAAGAAGCCCUGAGGGUAAAGAAAGAGAUUUUCAAAAGGAAAUACAUGAUGCUACAACAGCAAGUUUUUGAAAUGGAGAGCUUUCUUAUGGACUAUAACAUGAUCUGGGUUGGAUCUGAAAAUACAGAUGCAGAAGAAUGUGAAAAGGCCUACAACUUUAAGGGGCUAUGGACACCACCAGAGACCUCAGCAGAUAGGCGGUUUCAUGUGAACUUUGACCUUGUCCUAGAGAAGAUACAAGAACUCAACAUUCUGGCAGGGGAGGGGGAGACCUACAUCCAGACUACAACUACGGGUGCUCAGCUGGCACAAAGGGAACCAGUCGAGCUUUGGCUUUACCGGAAUGGCAUUGUGAUGUUUGACGGACCAUUUCGGACAUAUCGGGAGCAGAAAACCCAACAGUUUAUGCAGGAUCUGAUGGACGGCUAUUUUCCAUCAGAGUUACAGGAAAGGUUUCCAGAUGGCGUUCCCUUUGAGGUCCAUGACAGGAGGGAUCAGCAUUUUAUCCCCAAGCCACAGAAAAAAACAUUUCCUGGUCAUGGGCAUGUUAUUCGAGAAAACAAUGGAAAAAACACAACCUCAGUCAAUGCAGCACCUGCCAGCGGCAUAAAAUUGGGUCAAGGCGUGAAGGCGGGGCAAGUGAUGAUGAUCAGGGAGGAUUUGGAGAGAGCCCUGCAGGUGGCCAGAAACAAGCAGGAUUCCUCGAACACCCGGUGCAGAAACUCAGUGACCUUUGUAGACACACCAGCUCUGCAGAGUUUUCAGGCAAAAUCCCAGCGUCCAGUAUCUGAUAAUGAUGUAACAACACUAAAGAUAAGGUCUGAAGAUGGUGGUGACACAUACAUGUUGAAAAUGAACUGCUCAGAGACUAUUGGCCACAUUCGGCAAUACCUGGACAAACACAGAGGAGGUGAUAUGCUCAGUUAUGACAUCAUCAGUGCAUACCCACAUUGCUGCUAUGAUGACAACAGUCAAACCUUUCGGGCUUGUGGACUCACAACUAACACUUCUCUACUGUUACGCACCAGACCAGCCGGUAAUGAAACAGCAAUAAUAUGA
Messenger RNA from Periophthalmus magnuspinnatus, 1375 nucleotides. It is a transcript of the gene ubxn11, whose product is annotated as UBX domain protein 11. The record is from RefSeq and is a predicted model, not a curated record. Gene Ontology annotation, molecular function: ubiquitin binding. The transcript has 14 exons. Lineage: Eukaryota; Metazoa; Chordata; Actinopteri; Gobiiformes; Gobiidae. Gene Ontology annotation, biological process: proteasome-mediated ubiquitin-dependent protein catabolic process. Bases 2 to 1375 code for a protein of 457 amino acids.